Molecule: messenger RNA, 1192 nt
Organism: Chiloscyllium plagiosum (whitespotted bambooshark)
Lineage: Eukaryota; Metazoa; Chordata; Chondrichthyes; Orectolobiformes; Hemiscylliidae
Product: zona pellucida sperm-binding protein 3-like
Biological process (GO): egg coat formation; binding of sperm to zona pellucida; positive regulation of acrosome reaction
Cellular component (GO): extracellular matrix
Molecular function (GO): acrosin binding
Source: RefSeq, a predicted model, not a curated record
UGGCCGCCGCUGUGUAGUUAAUGGCCUCAGCUUCUCCAAAACAAACAUGUUUUCUCUCUGGGCUUUAGGGUUGUUCCUGUUGACUACUGCGAUGGGCCAGCAACAGCCAGAUCUUCAACGUGGGAUCGCUCACUUUUGCGGCAAUUCGACCCUGACUGUGUAUGUGUCGAUGGAUUUCUUCAGUCACUUGGAUGCCACCGCUUUCCGUUUAGGGAGUUGUCCUCCUAGUGCCCACUCUCUAGGGGAGCUCAGCUUCCAGUAUGGGUUACAGGAUUGUCGAGCUGGCAGACUGGUGACUGACAAGGAGGUAGUUUACUGGAACUACCUGAAGUACGUGUCCAGUCCAGCCCCAGGAAAGCAAGAGUCACAGUUCAACACACGCCUGGAAUGUCGCUAUCCAGUGGAAGAAGCACCUGUACCUUUGACGACAUUUCCAUUAACUGGUUUUCUGGUUGGAGAUGGUAGACUGGUCUUUACCAUGAAAAUCAUGACUGAUGAUUGGAGUGCUGAGAGGCCAGAUACUCUAUUCUUCCUGGGAGCUUCUAUUAACUUGGAAGCAUCUGUCAUGGCCACAUAUCAUCAAGGCCUCCAUCUCUAUGUAGAUGAAUGUGUUGCUACUCCAACAAACUCUUUAGCUGAAUCUCCAGUGAAUUACACCAUCAUAAACAACUAUGGAUGUCUUGUUGAUGGAAAAACUGGGAAUUCCAAGUUCUUGCCCAGAAUCAAGGAGUCACACCUUCGGUUUGUUGUGCAGGCAUUUAAAUUCUCCAAUCUGGAGGGUACUGAUAUCUAUAUACACUGUAAAGUUACAGUAAGGGACCCAACUUGGAAUGCACAUCAGUUGCACAAAGCAUGUUCAUUUGAUCAGCAAACUGAAAGAUGGCAGCUUUUGGAUGCCCCAUUGCAAAGUUUCCAGUGUGACUGUUGCAACACAAUCUGCCAAAUGCGUCACAAAAGAGAAUUAAAAGCUGGUGUUGUCAGCUUGAUUAAAGUUGGUCCAGUGAAAGUACACUAGUUGAGAUCCAGAACUUCAGAUGAGUUGUACUUCUGUCUACCCCACUAUUGGCUUGCUUCUUGGGAGUCCUGUUUCUAAGCCUGUACAAAUAGAAGAUCCAGCAUACACACUAGCUGGAGAAGAGAUUACUGAAGCAAGUGGAUGAGAUUCCAAAAUAAAACUACAUUUUGCAACUUG